This is a messenger RNA of Musa acuminata AAA Group (dessert banana), 2420 nucleotides long. RefSeq lists its product as uncharacterized. Bases 1237 to 2220 code for a protein of 327 amino acids. Gene Ontology annotation, cellular component: CCR4-NOT complex. Lineage: Eukaryota; Viridiplantae; Streptophyta; Magnoliopsida; Zingiberales; Musaceae. Gene Ontology annotation, biological process: protein ubiquitination. Gene Ontology annotation, molecular function: ubiquitin-protein transferase activity. The transcript is spliced from 4 exons. The record is from RefSeq and is a predicted model, not a curated record.
CAUAUGGGGCAUCCAUGUACAGUCUAUCCCAGCAGGGUGGCCCUGGGAAAAGGAAGAAGGAUGAAGGUUUUCAUGGGGAAGACGAAGCACAGGCAUCCCUCAGCGACCAAGAAGAGCAGGCACUCGCAGCGGUGCGGGUCCGGGUUGUGCUGCAGCUCCUGCCGGCUCAGCGUCUCCUCUUCCUCCUCCGAGGGCGUCAACACCUCCGACGACUCCGAGCAACUCCACUCCUUGUCCAACCUCGCGCAUGGCAUGGUGCAGGCCAGACUGCAGCAGAUGAUCAACCAGUGGGAGCCUCCUCGCAGAAGAAGGCAUAUGGUUGGCGAAAGAAGUAGCGGUGGCUGCGUCGUCUUGAUAGCCAUGGAUAAGAGGUCUUAUGACCCCAAGGGAGAUUUCAAGAUGUCCAUACAGGAGGUCAUCAAGUCCAAGAGGAUGGAGGAGCCAAGAGAGCUGCGGAGCCUCUUGAACUGCUACAUGUCAGUGAACUCCCCAGAGCAUCGCCAGGUUAUUCUUGAAGCCUUCCACGAGGUGUGCUGCACACUCUUUCACUGUAGUAGGGAGUACUAGAGCACGAGUAACUGUAAAGAAUCUUGUAGCUAUCGUUCAAUUUAAUCCUUUUCAAGUAGCUGUAAUGCGUGUCGAAGACCGCCGAUAGUAGCGGCAUCCGUUUCUUUUCUCGGCAUCAUCAUCACCAUGGUAGCAGCUUCGUCUAUGUGAGAAUUACUGGCGUGGGUUCGAACGAGCCAAGCACAUGUAGACCGGAUCAAUUCCUGUGUCUCUCAACCAAAAGACCCGGCAGGCCUGUUCGUGACGAGGAAGUCGCUGCAUGCCCGCGUGUUUCCCGGCCAUGUCCGAAGCAGUACACCGUUUCCUCAGCCUGUCAACGCCACAACACUCGGAGUAACCGUGCUGGGGCCCCUCGAGGUGCCGUCCCCAAUUGGGUUGGCUAUGAUCCGAUGUCGAUCCAAUCAAUAAGAAUUGGACGGACGGGAUCGUGUGAAUCGAGAUGCCUUUACCGCCUUAUUUAACGGCUUUAUAACUACCUUGCCAAGAUUAGCCGACGGGAGACGGAGUUGUCUCCGUGUCGGCUGCAAGAGAGGGAGGGGCGAAACCACGCGAGGGCAAACUACACAUUUCUUGACCAUCCGAUUCGGUCGCUUUGGGGUUUUCUUUCCAGCACAGCAUAAAAAAAGGUGAGAGGAGAGGAGAAGAGAGGAGCGCAAAGAAGGGGAAUCGAUGGGCUACGAUUCGAUGGCCAACGUUGGUGCGGUUCCGUCGAUGGUCUCCGGCAAGAAGAGGAGGGGGAAUCGAUCGGCGAAGCUUAAGCAAUGCAAACUCGACGCCCGUCGUGAGCAAUGGCUCUCCCAAGUUAAUGGUGGUAAGGAUGAUUGCAAGGUCACAAGAUUGGCCACGUCUCUACAUCUGCUCCAUCCACUCCGGGCUCCGACGGGCAAGAUCGACUCGAAGACGAAGGCAGGUGAAGAUGAACGAGAUGAUAUGCCCUUGCAUGAACGCAACGGGUUGGACUCCCCAACCCACAACCCUGUGAUGGGGAAUCAUCAUAAAAGAAAUAACUCUCCUAGCAAUAGUGUAAGCAGCAGAAGCAGCAGCGUGAAUUCCACCUCGAGAAGCUUUACUGAUGGCGAAAGGGAAGAGCAUCCUGAAGGAGGAGGGGAAGGAAACGGUGUCCUUGAUGAUUGGGAAGCAGUCGCCGAUGCCUUGUCUGAAGACGUUGGGAGGGACGACCGUCAUCAUUGUCAUCAUCCUGAUCCAGUAGUUACCUACAUCGUGCCAGCUGCCUCGUCUGGCAUCCUAGGUGAGGCCCCUCUUGGAGGGAGCACCAUGAAGCUGAAGCCUGUCCGGAGCACACAAAGAGCUUGGAGGCCAGACGACACAUCUCGUCCUCAGAGCCUGCCUAGUAUCUCUAAAAAGUGCAUCUUCCCAUGGAAUGCAGAACGAGACCAUUUGGUUUCCCGGCAAAGCAGCAUCCUUUCCUUGCCGUCCCGCUGUCCUAUCUGCUACGAGGACCUGGAUCUGACAGACUCGAGCUUCCUUCCCUGUUCCUGCGGAUUCCGACUUUGCCUCUUCUGCCACAAGAAGAUCUUGGAAGCAGAUGGCCGUUGCCCCGGAUGCAGGAAGCAGUAUGACUAUAUGUCGAGUGGUGGAGUCGAAUAUGGCAGGAACACAACUUCUAUAAUUCCGGUUGUCCCGUUUGUGUAGUAUGAGUUCAAAACAUAGAAUAGGCAGGGCGAAUUUUAAGUUCUACCUUUCUAUCGAAAUGAUUGGUGUCAGAUUAUUACAGAAAGUUUAUAGCUUGCCGAAAGAAAUAAUUGUGAAUACAUAUAAGGAUUUUUAGUGUGGUGUUUGGAAUAUUGAGUCUGUCUAUGAAUUCUAUUUAUAAAGGGCAAGUGUUGCAUGUC